UACCUAAAUACCAGUCGAACAAUACCCACCAAGAUAGAUGUACAUUAUCAUUUUUAUCAAUCUUUAAAAAAUAAGUAUUGGAUAUUUUACUGACAAAAUGUUGCGAUAAAACGGUGAUAAGGGAAUUAUUCUAUUAAACCUGGAGCUGCCACAGCCAUUACUAAGGCUACAAAAAUGUCAACACCUAAACUUUACUACUUAGAAGAGAUACUCACGAAACACGAACUUGUUGGCCAAGGCUCAUUUGGUGAAGUUUUUAAAGGUAUUGACAAGAGAUCAAAUCAAGUAGUAGCCAUAAAAAUAAUCGACUUGGAAAAAGCUCAAGACGAAAUAGAUGACAUCCAACAAGAAAUCAAUAUUCUUUCUCAAUGUGACAGUCCUUUCAUAACUAAGUAUUUUGGUUCAUUAUUAAAAGAAAGCAAGUUAUGGAUCAUUAUGGAAUAUUUAGGAGGGGGUUCCGCUAAAGAUCUCAUGAAAGCAGGACCUUUAGAAGAAGCACAUAUAGCUGUUAUUCUUCGAGAGGUUCUUAAAGGUUUGGAAUAUUUACACAGUGAGCAGAAAUUACAUAGAGACAUCAAAGCUGCCAAUAUUAUGCUUAGCGAAACUGGAGAGGUAAAAUUAGCAGAUUUAGGUGUCGCGGGACAAUUAACUAACACCAUGAAUAAAAGGAAUACUUUAACAGGAACUCCAUAUUGGAUGGCUCCUGAGGUUAUCAAACAAAAUUUUUACGAUUAUAAAGCUGAUAUUUGGAGUUUGGGAAUUACUGCAAUAGAAUUGGCUGACGGUGAACCUCCUUAUUCUAAAAUGCACACUAUGCAAGCUCUGGCUAAAAUAGCAGAUAGCAGCCCUCCCAAAUUAGAAGGCGAUUUCAGUAAACCGUUUAAAGAUUUCGUGGAGACUUGUUUGAACAAGAAACCAGAAUAUAGACCACCGGCUAAAGACUUGUUAAAGCUUCUCUUCAUUAGAAAGGCUAAGCGAAAUUACGUACUAAUAGAUCUAAUAGAGAGAUACCUGAAGUGGAAACGUGAAAAUGCCGAAACGUUGGAUACUCGUUUUAAUGACGACUGGUUUAGUACCACAUCGACAGUACCUGAUUGGAACUUAACCGUUACAGAAGAUUCAAACGAAAUGUUUAACACGCUCGUUAAGAAAAACAUCAUAAUUGAUCCCCUUCCUGCAAAAAGUCACUUAUCUGAUGUAAUGAAGAAUUUAAUUAAUGAUAAAAUUGUCAGUAUGGCAUUCACGGACGCAGAAGACUGUUAUCCUGGUAUUAGCGAGCUCUUUGUAACCAACGUGAUCACAAAGCUGUUGCCCUCUAUUUCGGAACACAGACUUGAGGAGGUUUUGAACAAGAUAAAAAGCAGCGGUGAAUAGCUUAAAAUGUUAGUUCAAUAUAAAAAUUUUAGUAUUUAUUAAUAGUCAAGACUGUACGUAUAUUGAUAACUUUCAUUCAACAGUGGAAUUCGCACAUUGUCUCUCUUUCUUCAGAACUUCCUUUCCUUCCUGUCUUUCUCCAGAACUUUGUUUCCUGUUCAAUCUAAUCGUACAUUUAUUAGAUGUCUAAUAAUAGUCCAGAAAGCCACUGCGCAUCCGCUAGGAAAAAUAUUCUGAUUCGGAUUUUUUGCACAAUCUUACUCAAAAAUGACUCCUUUUAACAAAUUUGCAUGUUGCCAGGACCAAAAGGUGUUCAAAAAUUUUUUAAACGUUUUUUUUUUGUUUUUUUCCUAAAAUUAUUUUUUUUGCAUGGAAAAAAGUUUUUUAGGUUUUUUGGAUCAUUCCAAACAGAAAAGGUCUUUAGUGACUUUUCUCCAAAAAUGAUAGUUUUUGACAUACAUAUAAGCGAUUAAAAAUUGAAAAAUUGCGAAAUCGGUCAUUUUUAACCCUCAAAAACUAUGAGAAAAACUGAAAAUUUGAAUGUUGACAAGGUAGGUAGAUAUUCUUUAAACAUCGAUUGAUGAAAUCCCGAAGAGUUUUUUGCAAUACCAAAUUCAAAACUGCUUUGUUUUUUAAUUGCUAAUCAAGCGUGCGCGACACUAUUUUCCACCGACAGUAUGGUGCAAAUGAAAGGAAUAAAUUCGUUAUUUCGUAAACCGGCGACUUAAGGAAAAAUCCCGAAACAGGUCAAUUUUUAUUUUUAAGUUAUGAUAUUGUGGCAUAUAUGGUAUACUAGUGACGUCAUCCGUCUGGGCGUGAUGACGUAAUCGAUGAUUUUUUUAAAUGAGAAUAGGAGUCGUGUGGUAGCUCAUUUGAAAGGUUCUUCAAUUCUCUAUUCAGUAAUGUAAACAUUUACAUAAUUAUUUAUACAGGGUGUCCUUCUACUGCUUUUUUUGUCAAAUAUUUUAAUUUAAUAAAAAAUUUUUGGACACCUUGUAUAAAUAAUUAUGUAAAUGUUUAUAUUACUGAAUAGAGAAUUGAAGAACCUUUCAAAUGAGCUAGCAAACGACCCCUAUUCUCAUUUAAAAAAAUAAUCGAUUACGUCAUCACGUCCAGAUGAUGACGUCACUAGUAUACCAUAUAUGCCACAAUAUCAUAACUUAAAAAUAAAAAUCGACCUGUUUCGGGAUUUUUCCUUAAAGUCGCCGGUUUACGAAAUAACGAAUUUAUUCCUUUCAUUUGCACCAUACUGUCGGUGGAAAAUAGUGUCGCGCACGCUUGAUUAGCAAUUAAAAAACAAAGGAGUUUUAAAUAUUGCAAAAAACUCUUCGGGAUUUCAUCAAUCGAUGUUUAAAGAAUAUCUACCUACCUUGGCAACAUUCAAAUUUUCAGUUUUUCAGUUUUUGAGGGUUAAAAAUGGACGAUUUCGCAAUUUUUCAAUUUUUAAUCGCUUAUAUGCCAAAAACUAUCAUUUUUAGAGAAAAGUCACUAAAUACCUUUUCUGUUUGGAAUGAUCCAAAAAAUCUAAAAAAAAACUUUUUUCCAUGCAAAAAAAUAAUUUUAGGAAAAAAACAAAAAAAAACGUUUAAAAAAUUUUUGACAACCUUUUGGUCCUGGCAACAUGCAAAUUUGUUAAAAGGAGUCCUUUUUGAGUAAGAUUGUGCAAACAAUCCGAAUCAGUAUAUUUUUCCUAGCGGAUGCGCAGUGGCUUUCUGGACUAUAAUGAUACUUACAUACACCGAAAGUACACAGAGACGAUUUAGUGCCAUUAAAAAAAAUGUCAAGAGACUUUACUUAGACAUUUAUAGACUUAAACCAAGGGUAACCGCCCUGAAAAUAGGCAAAAUGUCCUCACUCCCAGAAUUCAAUUUUUUUAAAUUUUUUUACGUUCUAUUUGAUUAAAUAAACGUAAUUUUUUCGGUUUAUCUUUUUUUUUUCGAUGAGUUGCAUUCAAUUUAAAAAUUUCAAAAAAUUCACACGCAUAUUUGAGGCUUUUACAAAACUUGUCUAUUUUUGAUAGACCAGUUAAGUAUAGGUACAUAACCUAAAAAUGCAUUUUUUUUAAAUAGCGUAUAACUUUUUUUUGGAGAUGGUUGCAGGUUCAUUGUUUUCAUAUGUUUAGAUAACCAAUACCUAUAUUAUUGAUUUUUUAUUUUCCCAUAAUGUGUGCCACUGUCAAAAACCCGAAAAACUCGUUUUUAGUGGUUUUGGGAGAUUUUCCCCAUUUUAUAGACUUCAAAAUAGAUCAAAUCAACGUUUUUUUUUAAGGUUAUGUAAUUUGAAGUAAAUGAAUCCCCAAAAAAUUGGGCAAAACACCUUUAAACCCACAAAAAAAUCAUAAUUUUUCAAAACUCGCAAGAACCCGUAACACCUCGAAAAAACAUGGUUUCUUGGGGGUUUAAAGGUAUUUCGCCCAAUUCUUGAACGUACUAAAAGUGAUUUACUUGAAAUUAUUUAUAACCUAUAAAAAAAACCUUGAUUUAAUCAAUUUUGCAAUUUAUUUAAUGGAGAAAACACCCCAACACUACUAAAAAACCAGAUUUUCUGAUUUUUAAAGGUCGCCACUUUUAAAACCCGAACGCCACCUUAUAGAAAAA
This is a messenger RNA of Diabrotica virgifera virgifera (western corn rootworm), 3971 nucleotides long. Its product is annotated as serine/threonine-protein kinase 24-like. The record is from RefSeq and is a predicted model, not a curated record. NCBI's taxonomy places the organism in Eukaryota, Metazoa, Arthropoda, Insecta, Coleoptera, Chrysomelidae. The transcript is spliced from 2 exons. The coding region runs from base 175 to 1374 and encodes 399 amino acids. Gene Ontology annotation, biological process: protein phosphorylation. Gene Ontology annotation, molecular function: protein kinase activity; ATP binding.